CUUACUUCAUGGGGUUCUCACACUCCAUUCGUGCUCGAUUUGUUGAGCUUCAUCAAAGAAUGGAAGAACUCAUGGUGCUGGGCCGCAGGGCGAUGGGACACGAUGGAGGGGGACCCCCUGGCACCUCUUACGGUCCCGAUGAAGUACUCAACACUUAGUGCUCUUCCUCGGUGCGAGCUGUCAUCCGAGGACUUUGAAACCAUCUGCAUCAUUUAUCAGCUGCCUCAAAAGAAGAGGUCUUACCAUAGGCUGAUCUGAAAGAACAUCCACUUUGUUACCCACGAUCUGAUGGCAUCCCAAGGUAACUGGACCGAAGUCUUUACUUUUUAUUCUGAACUCUCAACACUUGUACUAAUUUCUCAUUCGCUCUUUGCAGACAACUUUAAUAAGAAGAUGUCGGUGCGCCCCGACUUUAAGACUGUCCAGAAGAUGAUGGCAGAGGCACAGGCGUUGAAGGCCUUCUCCUCUUCCUACAAAAAGCAAAUGGAGGAUUUGGUGGAAACUAGUAAGAGGCUUCAGCCUUCGACGGAGGAGGAGGUACCGGAGGACCCGGAGGCUGACCUUUGGAGGAAGGGCAAGAAGAGUGCCGCCCCUCCAAAAUGCCCAACUGUGGCGAAGCCACUCUCUGCUCUGAGGCAAACCACAAUUCCCACCGUAGUGGCCAUUCAGGAAAAGAGGCUUGCCCCAAUUGAGUCUGCCACUGCCCCGGCCACAACACCCCUCGCUGCCAUGCCAAUUGAUCAAGUGCCGGGGCAGCAGAAGAGGAAGAGGCCCCAUCCCUCUAAGGAGGUCGACUUUCUGGGCACAAACCCGGAGGAGCCCGUAAGGGAAGUGUUGGAGGCUCUUCCUCCAGAAACAGCUACGGUGGCGGUGGUCCACUGCAAAUACUAGACCGAGGAGUGGAGGGACCACACCGUCUCCUACACAGCUGAGGAUUUGGUGGCUACAAAUAGCGCCUGCGUGGCUCGGGCCCUAAGUACAAGCAUUCAGCUUGAGGGCUUGAUGAAGGAUCUGAACUCCAAAAGGGAGGACCUCACUAAAUGCCUCGAGGAGGUGAUGCAUUACGGGGAUGCCGUGCGAGCAGCCCAAGCUAAGGCCACGCAGGCGGAGGAGGGGAAGAAGGAAGCUGAGGCCCAGCUAACUGCCGCCAAAGCAGAAGUGGAGCGGCUGAAGAAUGAGUUGUACGAGGUGGAGUGCCAAGUGGCUGCUGUGACUCGGUGGCUUGAUCACGCCAAUGAGUACCACAAGCUCAUCGUCGAGGCUUUGGAGGCCUCCAACAAAGAGAAGGCGAAGCUGAGGCAGAAGGCAGAGGCUCAGUCAGAGGAGAUUGCCUCUUUGAAGGAGGAGUUGAAGUCUGCUGGGGAGGUGGCAGUUCAGAACUUCAUCGACUUCUUUGAAGACCAUCCCCUGUAUGACGACUUCGCCAAUUUUUGGGCCUCAUGGAGUGCCCAAAGCUUAUUGGGUCGACUGAAGGAGGUGCACCCCACUUUGGAGAUCUCCUCAUUGGAGGCAAAGUUCGGGGGCCAACUGGAGGUCGGCCUGAUAGGCUCGUCGAGGAAGCUCCAGAGGCCCCAGAGGCGGCCGAUGUAGA
Molecule: messenger RNA, 1591 nt
Organism: Olea europaea var. sylvestris
Lineage: Eukaryota; Viridiplantae; Streptophyta; Magnoliopsida; Lamiales; Oleaceae
Exons: 2
Coding region: 289-891 (200 amino acids)
Source: RefSeq, a predicted model, not a curated record